This is a messenger RNA of Cajanus cajan (pigeon pea), 1940 nucleotides long. RefSeq names its product putative methyltransferase PMT16. Gene Ontology annotation, cellular component: cytoplasm; endosome; trans-Golgi network. The record is from RefSeq and is a predicted model, not a curated record. Gene Ontology annotation, molecular function: methyltransferase activity. Lineage: Eukaryota; Viridiplantae; Streptophyta; Magnoliopsida; Fabales; Fabaceae.
GUGUUGUGUAAGUAUGUAGUAUAUGACACACACGACCACUCCCUUUCUUACAAAUUCUAACACUUAAACCCCUUUCUCCACCAAUCCCCUCACACUCUCAGUCUGACACCACCACCACCACCACCACCACCAUGCCUGCCGCCGCCAAACCCACCAAGCCCUGCAAAAAGACAAACCUCUACACCCUCCUCGCCCUCCUCUGCACCCUCUCCUACCUCCUCGGCGCAUACCAACAACCCACCACCACCACCAAAACCACACCCACACCAUGCCCUCACAACCCCACGCUCACCACCCACCUAGACUUCUCCUCUCACCACAACGCCACCGCCGCCAACCUCCCUCCCUCCGCCGCCAGCCCCCGCUUCCCCCCCUGCCGCGCCUCGCUCACCGAGUACACGCCCUGCGAGGACCACGCGCGCUCCCUGCGCUACUCGCGCCACAGAAUGGUGUACCGCGAGCGCCACUGCCCGGGGACGGCGGAGGCCCUGAAGUGCCGCGUCCCCGCGCCCCACGGCUACCGCAACCCCUUCCCGUGGCCGGCCAGCAGGGACGUCGCCUGGUACGCCAACGUCCCCCACCGCCAGCUCACCGUCGAGAAGGCCGUCCAGAACUGGAUCCGCUACGACGGCGACCGCUUCCACUUCCCCGGCGGCGGAACCAUGUUCCCCGACGGCGCCGAUAACUACAUCGACGACAUUGCUCGCUUGGUUAACCUCCGAGACGGUUCCGUCCGUACCGCGGUGGAUACUGGCUGUGGGGUUGCUAGUUGGGGUGCGUAUCUUCUGUCACGUGAGAUCAUAACAAUGUCAAUUGCACCAAGGGACACCCACGAAGCACAAGUUCAGUUUGCUCUUGAAAGAGGGGUUCCUGCAAUUAUUGGGGUCCUAGCCUCUAAGAGGUUGCCUUUCCCUUCAAGAGCUUUUGACAUGGCACACUGUUCUCGCUGCCUCAUUCCAUGGGCUGAAUAUGAUGGGCUUUAUUUAAAUGAAAUUGAUCGAAUUCUACGGCCUGGUGGGUAUUGGAUUCUAUCUGGGCCACCAAUCCGGUGGAGAAAACAUUGGAAAGGAUGGGAAAGAACACAGGAGGAUUUGAAUGCAGAGCAGACCAAAAUUGAGAAUGUAGCUAAAAGCCUGUGCUGGAACAAGCUAGUGGAGAAAGAUGACAUAGCCAUUUGGCAGAAAGCAAAAAACCAUUUGGAUUGCAAAGCCAAAUCUAAGCUCACUCAAAACAGACCUUUCUGCAAGCCACAGAGUAACCCUGACAAAGCCUGGUACACAGAUAUGCAAACAUGUUUGAGUCCUCUGCCUGAAGUGUCCAACAAAGAAGAAACUGCAGGUGGGGCAUUGAAAAAAUGGCCUGCCAGACUAAAAGCAACACCACCAAGGAUUUCUAAGGGGACCAUAAAGGGGGUCACUUCCGAAACUUUCUCAACAGAUAAUGAGCUGUGGAAGAAAAGGAUAUCAUAUUACAAGAAGGUUAAUAAUCAACUAGGAAAAGCUGGGAGAUACCGCAACCUUUUGGACAUGAAUGCUUACUUGGGUGGAUUUGCUGCUGCACUAAUAGAUUCUCCUGUUUGGGUCAUGAAUGUGGUUCCUGUGCAGGCCAAGGUUGACACACUUGGUGCAAUAUAUGAAAGGGGGUUGAUUGGAACAUACCAUAAUUGGUGUGAAGCAAUGUCUACUUAUCCUAGAACAUAUGACUUAAUUCAUGGUGAUUCAGUUUUCAGCCUCUACAAUGACAGAUGUGAAUUGGAAGACAUUUUGUUAGAAAUGGAUAGGAUUCUUAGACCUGAAGGAAGUGUGAUCAUACGAGAUGAUGUUGAUAUAUUGGUGAAGGUUAAGAGUAUAGUCAAUGGCAUGGAUUGGGAGAGUCAAAUCGUGGAUCAUGAAGAUGGGCCUCUUGAAAGAGAGAAACUUUUAUUUGCUGUGAAGAAUUAU